GUAAACAAUUAUAUGUAGGGUCAUAUAGGAUAAUACCUGGAUAUAAAAAAAUGGCUCAUUUCAUGUCCGUCGAAUCAAUAUCACCUGACCCCGCACUAUCAUCCCACUUCACCUCUACCAACUCUCCCACCACCACCACGACUCAACAUCAUACAACUACAACCACAAUGGCAACCUUCCAAAUCCACUACUUCUCCACCGCCUCCUCCUACGCCAACAAAAACACCGAAGCCCUCCCUGCGCCCCUCCCACUAGCCCAACUCUUCGACACCCUCGAGUCGCGAUACCCGGGCAUUCGCGAAAAGGUCCUGCAAAGCUGUGGUGUGAGUGUUGGUGAUGAAUAUGUAGAUGUUGAAGAGGCGGAACAAUAUCAAAGUGAAGGAAGGGUGAUUCAGGCUGGAGAUGAGGUUGCGAUUAUUCCCCCGGUUAGUUCGGGGUGAUUGAUUACGAUACAACAAUGGAAAGACAAUCAUGCGAUACGGUGCAGUGCGACUAUCCGUCCAAUUUCUCUACCCCAGUCGCGGCCUUUUUCUUCAUGCGCCAGAGAUAUCCACUGCAGGCUGCUGAGAAGAAGAAUAACACACUGUACAGAGUACCAGUUAGCUCAUUCUGAUGGAGAGGGGAAGGGGACUCACCAUAACCCAAUACUCAACCCCCAAAUCGACUUGGCCUCCAAACAUACUUCCCUCGAUAUUCCGAUCCAACUUCCAUAGUCGACCUUUCCGCCGUU
Messenger RNA from Aspergillus glaucus CBS 516.65, 730 nucleotides. Its product is annotated as MoaD/ThiS family protein. The transcript has a single exon. Gene Ontology annotation, biological process: Mo-molybdopterin cofactor biosynthetic process. Lineage: Eukaryota; Fungi; Ascomycota; Eurotiomycetes; Eurotiales; Aspergillaceae. Gene Ontology annotation, cellular component: cytosol. The record is from RefSeq and is a predicted model, not a curated record. Bases 51 to 440 code for a protein of 129 amino acids.